UCUCAAAUACUCAAGCUUGUUAUUUGUGUACAUAAUUACCCGUCGUAACGCAAUGUCUUUUUGUAAUAUUGAAUGUUAUAUUUUAACAAACGAUUUUUGAUGGAGACAAAAUUGCUUCCGAGAAGGAAACUGAUACAUUUUGGUUUUCACGGAAUACUUGACAAAAUGGGUUGAAGCCGAGGCAAUUGUUGACAAGACGGCACACAGUGUCAUCCGUGUGUUAGUAAAGUUUGUAUCGAGCCACGGUUGUCCUGAAGUUCUUAUCACAGAUCAAGGAAGAGAGUUUUGUAAUGAUCUGAACGACAGGUUUUGUCAAAAGAUGGGAACUGACCACCGCAUUGCCUCGCCCUAUCACCCACAGACAGGAGGACAAACUGAAAGAUACAACAGAACACUGUGUAGCAUGUGAGGAUGUUACGUCAAUGAACAUCAAAAUGACUGGAACGAAAAAUUGCCAUAUAUGCUGUUUGCAUACAGAACGGCGGAGCACGAGUCAACGAAGACGACCCCAUUUUUUUUUGUUUAUGGGAGAUCAGCUCGGCUACCUAUUGAACUAGAUAUACCUAGUGGGCCAGACACUGAAUCGGCCGAUUUAGCACUGUGAAAUAGAUGCAAGGCAUUCGUUCAGCUUUCGUUGUAUAGAGAAGAAGCCAAAGACAACAUUAAGAUUGCGCAGAGAAAGCAAAAACGGUAUUAUGACGCAAAAGUGAAACGUGUAAAUUUCAAAGUUGAUGACAAAGUUUUAAUGCAUAACACAAGGAAAACCACUAGGAAAGGCGGUAAACUUGGCGCACGCUGGACUGGUCCAUAGAUAAUUAAGUCUGUGAACAACAAAUGAACUUAUAAUUUGCAAGGUGUCAAAACGGCAAUUGACGGUAAUAGGCUAAAACUGUUCACGACAAGGCACACCGAAGGAAACGAAGUUGUAAAUAACACCGACAAAAGUCAUGCUAUAAAAGAAAAUGGUAAAGAACUUCCAUUUAAGAAGAGGAAAUUAAAAGUAUAUGAGGAUGAGUUCAGUCAACAGAGGUCAGAGGUUGAGGUUCGAGACCAAACUGAAGAACCAGGAAGCACCAGUAUUCGGUUCCAUCCAGUUGACAAGGAAUGGCAAGCCACAAUAUCAAACUUAUUUGGUUUAAAAGUAAGAAACGGACACGCGGAGAUGAUGACCAGGCACUCCAACCUGGGGAUUAACGGCGGGACAGUAGCGAGUGAUUAAUAACCACUAUAUAUGCCAAUGCCAUCCAGACCUAACCACGAUAACCAUAUUAUUCUACUGUAAAUAUGUUCAUGUUCUGAAGCUCGUGAUUGACAACUGGCAUACACCACCCGCUAACGACACAUUAGUUGUUUGUUUGUUUGUUUGUUUGUUUUUUGUUUUUGUUUUUUUGUUUGUUUUUUUUCUCCACUAAGACAGGAUCGAAAUCACAGCAACCCAAUUAGCCAAUCAACAUCGUUAGGCAAUCAACCAAGAUAGGAUAUCGCUAAUUACACUCUCAACUUGACCAGCGAUGAAGUUGGACAUUAAAACGCUGUGUAUGUACAUGCAUUUAAUAUCACUGUAUUUCAUUAGGAAGCUGCAAUAUUUGUGUUGAAAAGCCAAGGCAAAACAGGCUAAAAAAUAUGCAACCAUGAAAAGAAUGAUCAGUUUAACUGAUUCCAGGAUAAAAGCAAAGGAUCGAGAAAAACCAAGAAAGAAAAAGAAGAGAAAGGCCAAUCCUCAAAACCUGACUAUUAGAGAAAUACCUCAGAGGUCAUCUGCAUUGUUCUUUAACUACAACACACAGCUGGGUCCCCCGUAUCAUGUGCUGGUGGACACCAACUUCAUCAACUUUUCCAUUAAGAACAAACUGGAUAUUAUUACAUCAAUGAUGGACUGCUUAUAUGCCAAGAGUAUACCAUACAUAACUGACUGUGUAAUGGCAGAAAUCGAAAAGCUUGGAAGUAAAUACAGAGUUGCUCUUCGAAUUGCCAAAGACCCACGAUUUGUACGCUUGCCAUGUUUGCAUAAAGGAACAUAUGCCGAUGACUGUUUGGUCCAACGAAUCACACAACACAAAUGUUACAUUGUUGCUACUUGUGACAAAGAUCUCAGACGGAGAAUACGGAAGGUACCUGGAGUGCCAAUUAUGUACCUGUCCAAGGGGAAAUACUCUAUUGAAAGGAUGCCUGAUGCAUUUGGAGCUCCCAAAACAUGAUAGCUGUGCAAACUCACUUUUUAAAAGAAAAUUUAUUGUAGAUGAAUAUUUUGUUACAAAAAUACCUUUCCACUUGUUCCGAAAUUUAUGUAUAAGAGUUCAAAUUUGAAACAGGAAGUAAAUGAUAUAAUGAACGUUGAUGUAUUUUGCAGAUGUCAAAACAUGGCAAAACGUAACUAAUAAAUAACACUGAAUGCCAAAUAACA
Gigantopelta aegis is the source of this 2404-nucleotide messenger RNA. RefSeq names its product rRNA-processing protein FCF1 homolog. The record is from RefSeq and is a predicted model, not a curated record. Lineage: Eukaryota; Metazoa; Mollusca; Gastropoda; Neomphalida; Peltospiridae. Bases 1632 to 2198 code for a protein of 188 amino acids. Gene Ontology annotation, cellular component: nucleolus; small-subunit processome. The transcript is spliced from 9 exons.